Molecule: messenger RNA, 4118 nt
Organism: Phragmites australis (common reed)
Lineage: Eukaryota; Viridiplantae; Streptophyta; Magnoliopsida; Poales; Poaceae
Product: disease resistance protein RGA2-like
Exons: 4
Coding region: 31-3657 (1208 amino acids)
Biological process (GO): defense response to other organism
Molecular function (GO): ADP binding
Source: RefSeq, a predicted model, not a curated record
UUAAAUUCGAUUCCUUCCCCAUGUGCCACAAUGGGUGUUGAUUGGUACCUCUGUUCGUCUGCUGUCCUCUACUUUCCAGCAGCCUUCGUGCCCAUUAGCCCUCUUGCUUCCGUCAGGAAUAAUAUCUCUUUUCUCAAAAUGGGCGCCGAACUAACUGUUACGGGAUGGUUCUUGUCACCAAUCAUACGGGAAAUGCAAGACACAGCUUUGUCCUACAUUAGGGGGCAAUUUAGUUGGAAGAAGGAUCAAGAGAAGGACCUCGAACGCCUCGACACUAUCCUUACGGAGAUCCUGAGUGUUGUGGAUGUCAUUGAGAAGCGGGAGAUCAAGGAUGGCAACCAGAAGAGGCUGCUAAGCAUACUUAAAGACGCCAUUUACAGUGCUGUUGAUGUGCUGGACAGCUUCCAAUACAUGGUCCUGAAGUCCAAGAUUGACAGCCAAUCUAUGGUGAGUUGUGUAAGCUCAUCCUGUGUUAAUUUGAGUAAACGUUUGCUGGGUACCGACAAGUUCCGGACGAAGCUAACUGAUAUUUUGGAGAAACUAGGUGAGGUCAAAACGACUGCAGAUACCCUGUUCAAAGUAGUUACUUUUGACAAUGCUACUGCAAAGCUAUUGCCAGUAACACGGUUGCGCGUAACUUCCCCUUUGAAGGGAAAUAAUCAUAUAUAUGGUCGAAGAGAUGAGCUUGAUAACCUGAGAGAUAUGUUGCUGGAGGUGAGCGACAGUAAUGAACCUGGACCCAGUAACUCAAGUGUUCCAGUUAUAUCCAUUGUUGGUGUUGGUGGGGUUGGGAAGACUAGCCUAGCACAAUUGGCCUUGACAGAUGAACAGAUACGUAUGAAUUUUAGUCUCAGGUUGUGGGUUUCUGUGUCCGAUACUUACGAUGAGGUUCGAUUAACAAGGGACAUUUUAGAGUCUGUAACUGAUGCGAAUUAUCACACUGUUGCUGAAUUUGAUGAAUUGCAGAAUGCUCUUCGGGAAAAGAUAGAGGGAAAGAGAUUUCUUCUCAUACUAGAUGAUGUUUGGUAUGAUGAGGACAAGACAAAAUGGGAGAAUGAAUUACUAUGGAGCAAAGUUUUGUCUUCUUUGAAUACUGGACUGGGAGGGUCGAAGAUUUUGGUGACAACUCGAGCUGACAAAGCUAGUAAUAUCCUACGUGCUAGGACACCCCCUUUACGUUUGGGGGGAUUGGACAAGGAUGAUUACUGGUUGCUAUUCAGAAGCUGUGCCUUUUGUGACAAAUAUCCAGGGCAGUUUCCAGAACUCAAGGAAAUUGGAAUACAGAUUGCUCAGAGAUUAAAUGGUUUGCCUCUAGCAGCGAAGAUAAUCGGUCGCCUGCUGAAUGCCGAUUUAGAUGUUAUCCACUGGAAGAAAGUGCUGGAGAGUGAUUUAUCUGGUGAUGUUAUGAAGGUUCUCAGGUUGAGUUAUCAACACUUGCCUAUCAACUUAAAGCUAUGCUUCAGCUUCUGCAGCCUUUUCCCAAAGAAUUGGCAUUUUGAUCCUAAAAGGCUUACUGAAAUGUGGAUUGCGCAGGGUUUUGUACAGAAGGAGGAUUCAUAUGACACUGAUUUGAAUAUUGAGGAAGUAGCAAAGUGCUACUUCGAGGAACUUGUUCAAAGAUCAUUUUUUGAGCGCUCAUUGUUGGACCUUCCAACAGAGUAUGUAAUGCAUGAUUUGAUCAAUGACUUGGCUCGGCAUGUUUCAAAGGAUGAGUAUGUCAGGAUUGAAACUGAUAAACAAAAGGAGAUCCCACCAAACAUUCGCCAUCUGUCGAUAUCAGCAAACUUGUUAGGCAGCGUUGAGAAAGCAGAGUUGAGAAACUUGCGUACCCUGAUUGUUUGGAGGAAAACAUGGCCUUGCUUAAAACUGUCCCUUCGAGAUGAUGUAUUCAAGAAGUCCAAAAGCAUCCGCGUGCUGGACUUGACAGGUUGCUGCCUGGAGAGGCUGCCUACAUCAGUGGAAGUUCUUAAACAUUUGCGCUAUUUCGCUUUCCGUGUUCCUGAGAGGCCAUGGCAAACAUCAUUGGUUCGGCUUUACCACCUGGAGGUCUUGGUCACAAGAGGGCACUCCUGCCGGGAAAGUGAAUGUGUCAAUCUUCCUGCAAACAUGAAGAGUAACCUGCUAAAAUUGAGAAAAGCUUACCUUUUAAAUGUAGGUGGCGCCACAAUAUCUGGUUUUGGUGGACAAACUCUUCUCCAUGGCCCAGGGGAGUUCCACAUCAAGAAGGAGAGUGGCUAUAGGUUAAGUGAGCUAAAAGAGAUGAAAAAUAUCAGAGGACAACUAAAAAUUAGGUUUCUUGAGAAUGUUGAGCAUCAGCAACAGGCAGUCGAUGCCUGCCUAGAUUGCAAAGAGCAUAUCCAAUAUUUGGAACUUGAGUGGAGCCUCGAUGCAAAGGACCUAAUUUCUCAACUAGAUUAUGAUGUGCUCAAUGCACUUAGACCUCACCCUGAUCUUGACCGGCUAAAGAUCAUAGGAUACAGAGGAACGAGGUCACCCACUUGGUUUGAGACAAAUUGGUUGACUGCAUUGAGUUCUCUAGUUCUUGAGAACUGCAUGGGUUGGGUACAGUUGCCCCCUUUUGGUCAGCUUCCUCUGCUCAAGUACCUUGAACUGAGAAACAUGCACGCUGUAAGGCAGAUAGGUCAAGAGUUCUAUGGGAAUGGUGAGACGAACGGCUUUCCAAGGUUGGAAGACAUACUAUUUGAUGGCAUGCUCAACUGGGAAGAGUGGUCUGGAAUUCAAGAUGGUUUUUUGCUUCCAUGUCUUGAAAGACUGUGCAUAAAAAAAUGUCCUAAGCUUCGAGAAACACCAGCCUUUAGUGCAACACCAAGAGUUGAACUGGAAAUAGCAUCUGAUUCCCCGCCAGGCUCUUGUUUAAUUGAUUCACUAAUUGCAACAUCGUCGCUGUUGAUCUUUCUAGUCAGCUCGUACAGCUUCUUGAGAGACCUGAACACUGAGCAACUCAGUUAUGUUGCUGAAUUGAAUGUGAAGAACUGUACAGAUCCAAUACCAGCUGGUGGAUUUCUCCUACUUAACUCCCUUCAGGUGCUCAGGAUUAGCAACUGUUUAACUCUACUAUCAUACAUCAGUACAGAAGCAGUUGAAGACCCUGACACAAAGUUUCUCCCUCCAUCACUUCGCCAUCUUGAAAUAGCUGAAAGCAAUGUUCAGCCAAGUUUUUUACCACGGUUCUUGGAAGGCUUAACUUGCCUGUCCACCUUGGUGCUUAAUAGUUGCCAUUCUAUGACCUCAUUAUCAUUUGCUUAUGGACCCCACUGCCUCACUGCUCUAGAAACAAUAAUCAUUAGAGAUUGUGAUGACCUAGCUUCAUUGGACGGAUUUAGGAAUCUUAGUGCUCUCCGGAAGUUAGUUGUUGCCGAUUCUUACAGUUUCUGCUCCUUGCCAGCUGACUUCAAUACAGUGGGAUCUCUUGAGAAUCUAGUCAUAUGUGGGUGUCCAAUGAUGAGGUUUCUUCCCCAAGGUGGCCUCCCAACUUCAAUGCGGACGAUUUUGUUGUCACGAUGCCAUCCAGAGUUCGAUAGCGAGCUUCAAAGAAAGGAAGGUGCUGAGUGGAACAAGAUUGCUCAUAUCCCUGAGAAGAAACUAGAGAUAGAGCUGAAUGAUUUGUUGACUAUAUUUUCAACCAAUUCUUCCUGAAGAUGCUAUAACGCUCUAAGGAUUCAAAAACUGCUGGAGGUUGGGGAUGCCAAAUAUUGUGGUGAAAAACUGAAAGCCUAGCCUAAUCCACAUUGUGGGUGUGCUAGCUCUUUGAUCAUUGAAAGUUGAUACUGUAAUUCAGAAUCCAUCAGCAUCACUUCUAAACUUCUAGAGUCGUUUUUUUCCACCUAUGCAUGCUAGAAGUCGUUUUUUUCCACCUAUACAUCCUGGGGCAUUAACUAUCCUCGCGUGUGUGUAACCUCACGUCUCCACUACCACACGAAGAGCUGGUUUCCAAAAGUUGGUACUUUUGAUGUCAGGGCUAUGGCUCACGAGACUGUAAUUUGGAAUCUCCAUUAGCAUUUAAACUUGGAGAUCUGUGGACUGCCUCCCCCUAUUGGAAUAUGUGUCGAAUAUGUGUACAUGGUAGGUUACAGAUAGACUUGAGUUGUAAUUGGGUG